Messenger RNA from Canis lupus familiaris (dog), 1374 nucleotides. RefSeq names its product centrin-4 (gene CETN4). The coding region runs from base 154 to 660 and encodes 168 amino acids. Gene Ontology annotation, biological process: mitotic cell cycle; centriole replication; nucleotide-excision repair. The transcript has 5 exons. Gene Ontology annotation, cellular component: centriole; centrosome. Gene Ontology annotation, molecular function: calcium ion binding. The record is from RefSeq and is a predicted model, not a curated record. Lineage: Eukaryota; Metazoa; Chordata; Mammalia; Carnivora; Canidae.
UGUCAAUCAGUAGGCAAAUCUGGUGGGCGGGGCUUCUGGAGAGCGGGGCGAGAGCGGCCUUAGCAACGGUUGCUGAGCCGGGGAGACUGCAGCAGGGCGGUGCGGCUGGCGGCUGAGACCGGGAGGUCCCGGCAAAGGGCACCGCUUGGUGACAUGGCAUCCAACUAUUGUAUAGGUUCAGACCAAUGGAAGAAAAGAGCAGCAAAACUUGAAUUGAAUGAAACCCAAAAGCAAGAAAUUAAAGAGGCCUUUGAUUUAUUCGAUGUUGAUGGGUCUGGAACCAUAGAUGUGAAAGAAUUGAAGAUUGCAAUGCAAGCCUUAGGAUUUGAACCAAAGAAAGAAGAAAUUAAAAAAAUGAUAGCUGAAAUCGACAAAGAAGGAAUUGGCACCAUUACUUUUGAAGAUUUUUUUGCCAUAAUGAGUGUAAAAAUGAGUGAAAAAAAUGAAAAAGAAGAAAUAUUGAAGGCUUUCAAAUUAUUUGAUGAUGAUGAUACUGGAAGCAUAACACUAAGCAAUAUCAAGAGGGUUGCUAAGGAACUGGGGGAAAAUUUAACAGAUGAUGAACUUCAGGAAAUGCUUGAUGAAGCUGAUCGUGAUAGGGAUGGAGAAAUAAAUGAGGAAGAAUUUUUGAGAAUGAUGAAAAAGACCACUCUUUAUUAAUACUUUUUAAAAUUCCUUUUGGAAAGUUGUUAACAACUUUAUAUUUGUUAAACAGUUCCAUAAUAUCUGAAUGUAUUCUUUAAAAUUUUUAGUUUAUAUGCACAAAUUGGCUUAUUGAUGUCUAAGCAUUGUGAGAAGUUACAUGUUUCCACCAAUAAUAUUGUUUAAUCUGCAGCAUCAAGACACAAAGAAAAUGUAAUGAUUUCUGUGAACCGUGGAUCCAAAACCAGUAUUUAAUUCCAACUGCUACUUUAGAGCUCCAGGAUCUAAAGACUUAGAAUUUUUUUAAGUUUAAUGAAACUUACCCCACAUGCAAAUGGAUUUGGCGAACAAGCAAUUAGUUUCCUUAUUAUUUUCCUUUUGUGCAACUCUUUAAAACUGAUAAAUAUUUGCUUUCUAAUCAGUUACUCAGAAAUGGAAAGUAUUAAAUAAAAUUGCCUAGCAACUACAUUAUUUGCUACUUUUCUUCUUAUAAGGAAAAUUCAAAGCAGCACUUAUACUAUAUAGAUUUUCCUGUAAGUUUGACCCUGCAAGUGAGCAUUUAAUACCUCUGUCUUGGGAGGUGCUAAGGAUUUUACAUAUGUUAUCUCAAUAUGUUACAACUUGGAAGCUGGUAGUAUUGGCUCUAUUUUACUAUAUUAUGGGAAACUAAAGUUCAGAGAAUUUAAAAAUUGCUCAACUGUUCAUAGAUAAUAAAUAAAACAUGGAUUCUAA